This is a messenger RNA of Daldinia caldariorum, 1035 nucleotides long. RefSeq lists its product as uncharacterized. The transcript is spliced from 4 exons. The record is from RefSeq and is a predicted model, not a curated record. Bases 1 to 1035 code for a protein of 344 amino acids. Lineage: Eukaryota; Fungi; Ascomycota; Sordariomycetes; Xylariales; Hypoxylaceae.
AUGGCAGUAGAAAAAGACAGCCUUGAGAUCACCCAGCUCCCACCGGUUGCGGGGCCGGAACUGAACAACUUACACGAUGUCCAGGCUACGAAAGGACAAUCCACCCCCGAGUCUGACAAUUCAAUUAUCCUAGGUCGACAGGUCCUCUUACGACAUCAGCAAGUACUGCUAGCGCCCAUCACCCCAAUUCCAACACCGACUAUAGUUGCCAUAGCUCAGUCGAACGAGAAGACCCAGGUGAACGGACGCUCACCAGUCGGGGGCAAGAUGUCCAUGAAGAUGGAGCGGAUGCGAGAUGUGUUGACGGAUCUCAAACGCAGAGUUACACCGCAGCAGUACCCUCACGCAUGGCUACUGUUUCUGGCCAUCAUUACCAUCGCAGCUGGCGCUAUCAUCGCCGGAUGGUGCGGCCUCGCCUUUGAGACAAUGCAUCGCGUGGAACUCAUGGGCACUUCGAGCGCUGCUACUACUUCUACUGGACCGCCAGCGCAGCGAAACGUGGAGGUCUCUGGAGGAUUCGAUGUUGCAGAGGAUGGCCUGCUGGGGCUCGAUUCCGCAGCGCUCGGCACGGGGACGGCUAUGGGAGAUAUGACUCCAUCAGGAGCAAACGGACGAGACGCUGUAUCGGGUCAUCUUAUAGACUUGACUUCUACCGACGGACUGACAGCAGAAACAGUGGUGGCGAGAGAUCUCGUCACCACGAUCUAUGUUACCGUCACAGCUCCCCCUGAGACGACAUCUUCGGCUUCUACCUCCUUCUCGAGCGAGAGCAAGGGCACGAGCGCAAAUGCAAUCCCGACCCACGGUACAACUUCCAUGAUUUCCAUGACUACGGCACCCAAAUCUACUCCGUCGGUGAACACUGCGUCUACGAGCACAGUGGAGCCGCAGAUAUACUGCCCUCAUUCCGAACGACCUCUGAUCUGGACGCCUUGCGUCGACCACCCGACUUCGGCUGCGUCCCAUGGGGUUGCGAAUCCCUUUACGAUUGCACGUCGUGCUCUGGUAACCUUGUGGAAGGCUGUAGCAGGCUGA